AUGGCCCAGCCAAAUGCGGAGCCCCUUGAGGAAUAUGACUAUGAAUCGCUCCCACCCAACUUCUCCCUGCUGCAAAACAUGGCAGCAGGGGCGUUUGCAGGCAUAGCUGAACAUACAGUCAUGUAUCCGAUCGAUGCCAUUAAGACGCGAAUGCAAGUCCUAACAUCCGGUCCGGCCAAUGUACACAAUGGGGUGACCAAGGGUACGUUUCGCAUCGCUACCGGAGAAGGGUUCCUCAGUCUCUGGCGAGGUGUGUCGAGCGUUGUUGCAGGAGCAGGCCCUGCUCACGCCGUCUACUUUGCGACGUACGAGGCUGUCAAGCACAUCAUGGGAGGUAACCAAGCUGGAGUUCACCACCCUCUAGCUGCUGUAACGAGCGGGGCCUGUGCUACCAUUGCCAGUGACGCCCUGAUGAAUCCUUUCGAUGUCAUCAAGCAGCGCAUGCAGAUGCGAGAUUCCGCCAAAAUGUACCGGUCUAUGGUGGACUGCGCGAAAUACGUCUACAGAACCGAAGGUCUGGGUGCAUUUUACGUGUCCUAUCCCACGACUCUUUCCAUGACGGUGCCAUUCACGGCUCUCCAGUUUCUCGCCUACGAGUCUAUAUCAACCGUGAUGAACCCGACGAAGCAUUAUGAUCCUGCCACUCAUUGCGUGGCAGGUGGUGUUGCUGGGGGGUUUGCUGCGGCUCUCACGACACCCAUGGAUGUAAUCAAGACAAUGCUGCAAACAAGGGGAACAGCGACGGACCCUGAGUUGAGGAGUGUCAACGGAUUCAUGGCUGGGGCAAGGUUGCUCUUGCAAAGGGAAGGAUUCAGAGGUUUCUUCAAGGGAGUUGGACCAAGGGUGGUCACUACCAUGCCGAGUACCGCAAUUUGCUGGUCAGCCUACGAAGCCUCAAAGUACGUUUGA
This is a messenger RNA of Sodiomyces alkalinus F11, 909 nucleotides long. Its product is annotated as mitochondrial carrier. Gene Ontology annotation, biological process: iron import into the mitochondrion. Gene Ontology annotation, molecular function: ferrous iron transmembrane transporter activity. NCBI's taxonomy places the organism in Eukaryota, Fungi, Ascomycota, Sordariomycetes, Glomerellales, Plectosphaerellaceae. The transcript is spliced from 7 exons. The record is from RefSeq and is a predicted model, not a curated record. Gene Ontology annotation, cellular component: mitochondrial membrane. The coding region runs from base 1 to 909 and encodes 302 amino acids.